This is a messenger RNA of Triticum turgidum subsp. durum (durum wheat), 1437 nucleotides long. NCBI's taxonomy places the organism in Eukaryota, Viridiplantae, Streptophyta, Magnoliopsida, Poales, Poaceae. The record is from the annotation of a GenBank genome assembly.
AUGGCGGCUCACAAGCGGCUCCACGACGGCUUCGAGCAGGACCCCGACCAGCCCGAGAAGAAGCGGAUGGAGCGCUCGGUCUCCUUCUCCACGGUGAUCCGGGAGGCCAUGGUGAUGAAGCAGGUGCAGAGUGUGUUCCUGGUGCUGGAGCCUCUCCUGCGCCGAGUGGUGCAGGAGGAGAUCCAGGCGGGGCUGGUGCGCAGCCCGCGGUACAUCGAGAGGUCCUCGCCGGAGACGCCGCCGGCGGCGGAGCGGCCGGCGUGGAGGCUGGCGUUCCUGCGCCCGCCGGCGCUGCCGAUCUUCACCGGCAGCAAGAUCGAGGACGCGAACGGCGAGCCACUCCAGGUGGUCCUCGUCGAGGCGGUCACCGGGUCUCCCUGCGGCGCGCUCCCGCAGUUCAUGCGCGUCGAGCUGGUGCCGCUCUUCGGGGACUUCCCUCCGGACGGCCGAGAGGACUGGACGACCGGCGAGUUCGCCCGAGGCGUCGUCAAGGAGCGCGCCGGGAAGCGCCCGCUCCUCACCGGCGACGUCGGCCUCACCAUGCGUGACGGGCGCGCCGUCGUCAACGACCUCCAGUUCACCGACAACUCCUCCUGGGUCCGCUGCCGCAAGUUCCGCAUCGGCGCGCGCGUGGUGCCGGGAAGCUACGAGGGCGGCAGGGUCGCCGAGGCCAUGACCGAUGCUUUCAACGUCCGUGAUCACCGCGGUGAACUGUACCGGAAGCACUACCCGCCGGCGCUCACCGACGACGUGUGGCGGCUGGAGAAGAUCGGCAAGGAGGGGGCCUUCCACCGGAAGCUGCGGCAGAACGGCGUGGAGACCGUGCAGGAGUUCGUGCGGAUGCUCAACGUGAAGCCGGAAAUGCUGCGCGCGAUCAUGGGCGACGGCAUGACGGACCGCAUGUGGGAGGUGACCACGAGCCACGCCAGGACGUGCGACGCCGGCGACAAGGUGUACGCGUACGCCGGGCAGCACGGCGCCACCGUCUACGUCAACGCCCUCUGCCAGCUGGUCAGGCUCGAGUUCGCCGGCGUCCAGUGCGCGGCGCAGCAGCUCACCAGGGCCCAGAAGGCGUACGUGCAUCAGCUGUUCGUGGAGGCGUUCGAGCAGCGGCACAGCCUCCAGGAGGCCGAGCCCCUGCCGGCCGCCAUGCUCCUCCACGCCAGCAGCAGCAGCAACAGCCUCCCAAUGCUGCAGAACGCAGCGCCGGUCGCGCCGCCGCCGCUUCCGGCGACGCCGCUCUGGUUCCAGAGCAACCAGGAGCUGGACCUCCAGAUCGUCGACGAGCUCCCCGACCAGAAUGGCUGCUUCGGCUUCCAGAUGUAUGAAGAUGCAGGAGGAGCAGGGCUUGAGCUGUGUACAUUAACCAGCACCACUACUACUAUCACCACCACUACUAUCUACGCAAGAAUGUGUGUCAGUGUUCAGUUCAGUUAG